CAGAAACACACUCCGAUCUAAAAAGAGGUUUUGCAAUCUCUCAAAAAGAAUGCAGGGCUGGGAAACGUAUGACGGUGGAUUUGCUCAAAUGCCUGGUUUGGAGGCGCAUGCUGGUGGUACAUACUGUUACUUGGCUAGUCUACACUUACUCGGUUGUCUUGACGAGGUUCUGCCGUCCGAGUCACAGGCUCGCCGUCGUAUUAUUCGGUGGCUUGUCAACUUGCAGACCGAAGGCUUUCACGGACGCAUUGGCAAGCCAGACGACUCUUGUUAUACAUUUUGGGUCGGCGCCAGCCUGCAUGACUGGACAAAUUGCAUGAAAAAACUGGAUGUAAGAAGGGAUGUAAAAGAUGUAGAAGAUAUUUUGAUAGGAUCAAAGGAUACUUGGUGUUACUUGAUGGCCGUUGGAUACUCGGGAGCUGAGGAAGAACUGAGCGCAAUCAAAAGUGAUGUUCAUUGCUAA
Messenger RNA from Protopolystoma xenopodis, 463 nucleotides. The record is from the annotation of a GenBank genome assembly. Lineage: Eukaryota; Metazoa; Platyhelminthes; Monogenea; Polystomatidea; Polystomatidae.